AACCAAGUAAAAUGUUUUGAAUCCAUGCAUUGGCAUUUUCAUAAAAUUAUGGAUUGUCAUUAUAUUCUUUUACAAAUUCUCUUUAUAUAUGUUUCAACAAACUCACUUUUCGUAAACAGUUCCAAAUUAAACGUGCCAAGAGUUCUAAUACCGGUUUUCAAUGAUGUAUCAACAAAAUUUCUUUUGGAAGCCACAGAGGGUGGUUGUUAUAAAUGGACAACCACAAGAUCUGACAUAGUUCAACUAACUAUGGUCAAUGAAAACCUGCAAUCCCAGUGUUCGUCUCAAGUUAUUGUCAGUACUGUCACAAAAGAAGCAUCAAGAAAUAUAGCAGUAGUAUUAGCUGAAGAAGUAUUUACUAAGCAAGCCUUAAGAUGUGAUGUCAUUGUUGAUGUUAUUCAUUCAUUAUCUAUUACAACGACUACCAGAGAAUUAUUUAUGGAAGAAGCACCUGAAGAUUUUGAAGUAAAAGCAUUUGAUGACCAAGGAAAUGAGUUUUCCACCCUUGAGGGUAUUGAAAUUGAAUGGAAUAUUGUCACAUCUGGACCUAAAAAAAAUUCAGUUCUCCGUUACAUUAAAUUUGAAGAUUCACCCUAUGAAACACCACCGUCAAUUGCAGACUUAGAAAAUCAAAAUAAAAAGGGUUAUCGUAUUUUACUCGAAGGAGUUAAUAGUGGAGUUGCUAAAGUUAUUGCUAGACUACCACAGGAGGAAUACAAGGAAGUAAAUCAGUGUGAAGUUCAAUUAAUGGUGGUAGCAAAUCUUUUAAUUACUCCUGCUGAGGCUUAUGUUAUACCUGGAGAUGUUGUACCUUUUAAAAUUUAUACACUUAAUAAUGGAAGAAUGGAUGAAAUUACCUUACCUGAUUCACAAUAUAGUUUGCAACCUGAAAAUACUAAUAUUGCCAGUCCAGUUAAGGGAUCAAGAAAAAUCACUGCCUUAAAGGAGGGAAAAACAAGAAUUUUACUCAGGGAUAAAAAUGUUGCUGAUCCAGCUUUAAAAUUGCCUGGUGCCACUUUAUAUGUAGCCAACCCAGAUUAUUUAAAUAUCAACGUAUUACCUCAUAAGAACUUGGCUAUUCUAGUUGGAGAUCAUCAUGAUGUUCAAAUUGAAGUCUAUUCCAAGAAUCACCACAGACUAACGCUUGGAGAAAACGUCCAAAUAGAAACAGAAGUUUCCCCUGAAUUUUUUAUUAACAAGAGGUCAAAGAAUGGUACAUGGUUAUCAGGUCAUGGAGUGAAACCAAGUGUAGUGAAGGUUCAUGCAGAACUGACUAGCAUUGUUAAUCCAAAUUUGGGAAAAUUUAGGUUUGAAAAACCUAUAAUUGCGGAUGUAGAUAUUGUGGUUUAUCCUAGAAUAAGCAUAACACCAUCUGAAAUUAUUCUGCCAUGGGAUCCAACAGUUAGACCAAAAUAUGAUAUAGACCUGAUUGUUAAAGGCGGUGAUGGUAGGUUUAUAUGGACAAGUAGUGAUCAUCAAAUUGGAGUUGUCAGUCAAAAUGGACAUGUAAAGACACAUUCAAAUGGCUUCUUUGAAGUGUCUGCGGCAAUGUUGCGUAACCAUCAUAAUAGAGAGACUGCCAAAUUUAUGAUACUUCCACCAUCCAAACUGGAAAUCGUCGAGUUCGUUAUGGAAUCUGAAUUGGGAUCACCAAUUUAUUUGCAUGUAGCUUUGUAUGCAGAAAAAAUUGAUAAAGAAGGUCAGGCUAUACAAAUUCCAUAUACCCACUGCCAAGAUCUUCCAUUCCAAAUUCGACAAUCGGAUCCGAAAUUUAAACAUAACAGAACUGAUAUUCUGCCUCCUGUUGGUAUUUCUUGUGGUAAUAUCGCAAUGGUAGGAUUAAAUGUUGGUACAAGCAAAGUUACAGUAACUUAUUAUCAAGACGGUCGGGCUUUGGAAGAUUCUGUUACCUUAAGUGCCUAUAAACCUCUGUCUUUAGUAGAGCCUAAAACAGAAAUUGUCUUAGCUGUGGGCACAUCCAUUAACCUUGUUUUUACUGGUGGACCAAGACCAAUCAUAGGUCGACUCAGUGAACAUGAAAGGGUGGUUGUAAGUGAGAACGAUAAAAUCGCAACCGCUUAUGAUUUGACAGAUUUAAACACAUUACCUGGUGAAGAAAUUUCUGUAGUUCGUGUUAUUUGUCAUCAACUUGGAGAAACUGAUAUUAAGUUAAUUGUAUCAAACAAGCCAACCACUGCAAACUGCAAAGCACAGUCUGCUAGCGCAACGGCUCGUAUAUCUUGUGGAAAACCUUCAAAACUUGUUCUACAACCAAAUUUCCAAACUGCCGCCAAUUGUCCGAUGGACAUGAGUUCCGGAAAUGUUGUAAUUCCUACUUUUAAAGAGAUGGACUUUGAUAUAUUAGUUUACAAUGAUUGUGGACAUCGAUUUUUAAACAUAUCCUCACUUCUGUUUACAUGGGCCUUAACACCCUCUAAAGCAGGAAAAUUUGCCAGUAAAGACGGUUCAUUCCCUAACGAUUUUAUGUAUGAAAACAUACCUAUUUCUGAUAAGGCUUAUCAAACUCUAUUCCUUCAAUCAGAGUUUAAGCAAUUGUCCAUAAAUACAUCAUUGAUUGGAUACAAUAAGAAAGUACUCAAACGCCUGAAUAUCAUUCCUGAAAAUCCACCAUUUAAAGAUCCUGGAGACAAGGAGCAGUAUAUAAUUGAUGCUUCUCUAUCAUUAUACUUGGUGGAUCCAGCCAUAAUAGAACCAUAUAUUGCAUUGUAUAAUCACCCUGGUAACAGAAAGAGGAUUCCUGUAACACAAGGAUCUGGAUUUUUUGAAAUUAGCUUGAGCAACAAGGAUCUGGCCAACGUAAAAUAUAUUGAAGCAACAAAAGAAAUAGAAAUAAUGCCGAAACGCUCUGGUGAAUUAAUAAUUAAUCUGAACGACUUGUGCCUCGUUACCAAACCAGCCAUGAUGAUGGUAAAUGUAGUCUCUGUAGGACUAAUAAGGGUGGAGAUGAUUGAUAAAGUAGAAACUGGUAAAUGUAUCAAAUGCGUUGUUAGAUUAUUUGAUGAAAACGACAAUCUAAUGGAUUUGCCUGACAAGAACAUGAUUGGAAUUACACCCAUACUUGAAGCAAAAAUAGCCAAUGUUGCUGAAGACGUUGAAGAUCCAAAGAAUCCUUGGGGUGUAGGUGAAGUCCACUUCUUAAUAUCUGGCGUCAACGUCGGUGACACGAGAUUGAUAUUUACUGUUGCUGGAGGAGACGAGGACAUCCGAAGUGCACCCGUCGAUCUUCAAGUUUUUAACCCGCUGAAGAUACAUCCACGCAACGGUACUAUUCUCAUAAAAUCUCAUUUGCAAGUUGUAGCCACUGGUGGACCUCAUCCAGAUACCAACAUAGAAUUUACCGUUAUCAAUCCAAAUAAAGUCCAAGUGAUGGAAAUUAAUAACAAGGGAGUUGUGGUCGGGCUAAACUCUGGAACCGCUAAAAUAACUGCCAGAGCCGUUGGAAUGCAUCCAACCACCGGUAAAAAAAUCGUAUAUUCCGAGGACACAGUUGAAAUGAGUGUGGUACCACUUCAAGGCAUAAAAUUGAAAAUUCCUGUCACAAGAUUUCAAGUAGGUGCUGUUGUACCAGUUUGGUGCUUUGGAACUCCCGGUGAUAUUUCUCCGUUAAUUUUGGGUACCAUAGAUAAUCCGCCUAUCAUAUACAAGUGGGAUGUUGUAGAUUCCCGCCUUGCUGAUUUUCAUCAAGUUAGUGGACUUUUUGGCUUUGAUUAUAAAAAUCAAGAUAAAGUAGUUUCGAGAGUAUAUGGACUUGCUCCUGGAAAAACACAAUUACAUUUAAAUGUUACUGUAAAUGGUCUAGUGGCGGGAAAACUUAAACUGGAUCUUAUUCAAUAUACUGCAUCCGUUGAAAUCGAAGUAAUAUUACCAUUUAAAUUCACAAGACCUAAGUAUUUAAUGGGAGAUGCGCUUUUAAUGCCCCCACAUUCAGAAAUACCACUACAAACUAACUUGGAUGGCGGUUUACAUGUUAUUGAAUAUACUCUUCCUGGCUCUGAUGCUCCAUCUACAGAGUUACUGGCAAAUGCGUCACAGGUUAUGACUAGUAGAGUUGUUACUGUAACUCCAAAUGGUCUUCUAAAGUCUUAUGGCACAUUAGGUCAUGCAAUGUUAAUAGUUGUGGCAACAGAUGAGUAUGGACUAAAACAACUUAUUAGCGUUAUUGUUGAGGUAAAACCAAUAUAUUACAUGUCAUUAAAAGUGCGAGCCAAUUGGCGAGUUCACUCAAACACGCCCUUAAGUUAUCUACCUCUCGGUACUGAAUUUACAUUAAAAGCAUCAUUCCACGAUAAAGUCGGCAAUAAGUUCGUAACUGGUCCGUUGGAUUUGAAAAUUAGAACCAGCAGAUGCGAUCUCAUAAAAAUUUCUGAUGGACCGGAAGUGUCGUCAGUACAAAUCAGCACAUUGAAACCUGGAAUAACGCUUAUUAAAGUCUGGGCGGAGGGUAUUCAAAAGACUGCAUCGUACGUUAAACUACAUGUUGAACAAUCUGUACAACCAGUAAUUGACGACCUAACUAUGGGCGAUAUAGUUUGCCUUUAUGCUCCUGUGAUAUCACAAUUUAACACUCCCGGAAUGUGGAGGUCCAGUGACCCGCAACUGGUUGAAAUCCAAUCAGAUUUAGACAUAGCAUUUGUUCAAAACAAAGAGGGUACAGUGGUGUUGACGCAUUCACUACUGGGCGCCAGCCCUUUGCAAAUUCAGGUACUGCCCAUCAGCGAAAUUGAAUUUUUCCCACCAGGAAAUCAGUUUUUAACAAAUGGUAAAGAAGAUACUACAUUUAGGGUACCAUUGGUUUUGCACAGCGAAAAAAGUGUCGGAAUGAAAACAAACAACUUGAUAGCUGGAUGGCGAUGCAGAGCCGAUGUGAGGGCCCAAGUUAGACCGACACAUUUCUCAUGCUUCGCUAAAUUCGCCAACGAAUCCGUUGAGGUACAAGUAGAAGAUCUGUUUAACGUUUCCAACAGUUUUGUCCCUGAUACCGGUUCUUACGCUUGCAAGUUCGUAAGUUUGGGAAUAUAUAAUAAGGACGUAGCAGUUUUGAAUUCGGAAGUGUUGAUGUGGGUCGAAACUUCCGACGGUGGUUUAGUAUCACAGACAUUGUCUUUGAAGUUUGCGCCUCGAAUAUUUAUACCUGAAGAGAUUGUGAUUGGUGAGAACGGUAACACAGCAACUUUUGAGAUUGUAGGACUAGAGUCAAUAUUGAAACAAAUUAAGGUGACACCUGCGGACAGCAGUAUUUUAUAUGUCGAUCAAGGCACAUUUGAAAAUCCAACUUUAGUCAAAUAUAAAGUUCAACUUAUUGAUUAUCACUGGAGAUUAGCUGACUUAGAAGAUGCUAUGGGAAUAAACGUAUUUUCUCCAUCAACUAAACAAGAUGAAAAGAUUAUCGUCAAAGUAGCAGGUACAUUGUCGCUACAAAUGUGUACUGGGGUUGGAUCACCUUUAUUGAACUUCUUUUAUUUAUAUAAGUUCCCCAUAUUAAUGAUUCUCACCAUGCUUUUGGUGUUCUUCCUUACUUUCUACUUUUAUUCACACUACAUGCAGCCUAUAGUUAAUGUUAACGUAAAUUCGACAAGACCUGUUAUAAAUACAUGUGCAGCUAAUAGGGCUAGACUAUCAGCCAGUCCCAACUGUAAUAUUAAUCAGUCUCCCUCUCCUGCACAAUCUCCAUCCAACACAUCAAGAUGUAGCAAUCCGUCGGUGUGCAGGCGAAUAAAUUGUUCUUGUCAAAGUCCUAAUAAAGCUCCAAUAUACGGAGAUACAAGUUCAUUCUAUUCAAACAGUCCAGAAAUCCGUAGGAAUCGACGUUUAAUGUAAUAUGUAAAAAUGUGUGACGAUGUUAUGAAUGAAUCUUAAUGAUUGUAUAUAUGUAAUUUUGUACAUAACUCUUUGAUAUUUUUGUAUGCAAAAUGCAUGAUUAUGAAAAUUUAUGUUGAUUUUAUAUUCUCAUCAGAAGUACAAAAUAAACUCGUGGUCUAAUGA
Aethina tumida (small hive beetle) is the source of this 6003-nucleotide messenger RNA. Its product is annotated as nuclear pore membrane glycoprotein 210. The coding region runs from base 25 to 5838 and encodes 1937 amino acids. The record is from RefSeq and is a predicted model, not a curated record. Lineage: Eukaryota; Metazoa; Arthropoda; Insecta; Coleoptera; Nitidulidae. Gene Ontology annotation, cellular component: nuclear pore. Gene Ontology annotation, molecular function: protein binding. The transcript is spliced from 19 exons.